CAAGUUUGACCACAAAACCAGUUGAUCAGGUUGUCCUUGAAGGCAAAGAAACUACCAUCCACUGUGCUGCAGAUGGGAACCCUGUGCCUGAGAUAAAGUGGAUGAAAGAUGGCAAGACUGUGGCUACUCAAGGAUUGCUUAUCUUUGAAGCUAUGAGGAAUCAAUCUGGGAAAUAUUGGUGUUCUGUGGAAAAUGGACUGAAUUCUACUGUUAAUGCUAGUGCUACUCUUGAUGUUCAGUAUUUGCCAAAUUUUGUGAACAAGCCUGUUAACCAAACAGUAAAAGAGACUGACAUGGUAAUGUUUCAUUGCAAUGCCACUGGAAACCCAUUGCCAAAUGUAACUUGGUACAAGGAUGGAAAGACUGUGGCACAUGGAGAGACACUAAGAUUUGAAAGCAACAGGAAUAAUUCUGGAAAUUACUGGUGCAUGGCAGAGAAUGGCUUAAAGACAGUAAUGAACACCAGCGCAUAUCUUGAUGUGCUUUUUGCACCAAGCCUAACCACUGCACCCAGUAACCAAACAGUUCUUGAGUCUGAUGAAGCAACUUUCCAAUGCAUUGCCACUGGUAACCCAACCCCAAAGAUAACGUGGACUAAAGAUGGGAUGACUGUGGGUUCUGGAGAGAUUCUAAGAUUCUCAGCAAGCAGGAACCAAUCUGGGAAAUACUGGUGUUCAGCAGAGAAUGGAUUCAAAGCCACUGUCAAUGCUAGUGCCUAUCUUGAUGUGCAUUGUAAGUAA
Messenger RNA from Pocillopora verrucosa, 740 nucleotides. The record is from RefSeq and is a predicted model, not a curated record. NCBI's taxonomy places the organism in Eukaryota, Metazoa, Cnidaria, Anthozoa, Scleractinia, Pocilloporidae.